UCUAAACGUGUAAUUAAUACAACGAGCUGAAAGUACAUAUAAUAUACACAUUAUAUUGUUUAGUGUUUUGUAAUUUGUUAUUUGUUCCAAGUUUUAGAAGGUCAUAUAAUUCAUAUAUAUAUUUGUGCUAUAGAUGACCUAGAAUAUAAAUUAAUGAUAUACAAUGUCUACUGACGACAUAUCACUAAGAGUGGGGAUGGGAAGAUUGGAAAUAGAGCCAAGCAAACCAAUAAAGAAUAUAAAAGAAGAAAAUCCCUUCCUUAAUCCCUUGCAAAGACGGAUGUCAUCCAAAUCAUUUAAUCAAACAACAAAAUGUACCUGUGUAUGUCAAAGAAAAAAAAAUUCCUCAAUAUGUAAAAAAAAGCAUAAACUAUUAAAAGAACCUGUUCUAAGAUUAUCUCAAUCAUAUAAUAUACACAAUAAAAUAAAAAAUGAGUGCCAAUAUUUGUUCAAGAAUGAAGUCAUGUAUAGUCAUGUACCAAAAAAAUGUAAUUCUGAUAAUGUAAACUUACACACACUGGUUGACAAUUGCAAUCAACUAAGUAUAUCCUCUGAUAAAAGCCACACAGUGCUGAGGGUAAAUAACCUAAAUGACUGUGCCAAAUGGUGGAAAUGUGAAGCAUAUAGAGAUAGACAAUCAAGAGAAUCAAAUUCAGAAAGAAGUUCAUCUGGAUCCUGCUCUCAGGAAGCACUGAAUCCACCAUGCGAUGUCACAAUUGACGAACUAGCUAGCUACUUUGAAACACUAGUUCACAUACCAAAAAAGAUGUCCUCAAUGGCAGAAAUGAUGUAUAUUUAAUUUGAAGUAUAAUUAAGUGAAAAUAAUUCUGUGGUCCAUUUUUUGCUCUUUUAUAUUUUAAUUGGGCUUGUAAUUAAUAUUAAUAACCAGGGAUGCAUCUAUAUGCCUUUUUGCCGAUAUGAUACCGAUACUGAUACUCUUAGAAAAAUAUCAGCAAUACCGAUACACUUAUCGCAUUUAAAUAAAGGUAAUAUAAAUGUAUGUAAUGAUUAAUUGUUUUUAUUUAAAAAAAAAUAUUAAAAUAAAACAUAGACUAGACUUGGAAUGUGAAUAUUGGUAAUUAAGCUCAGUAAUUAAGGUUCAUUAAUAAGAGUUAGUAACUAAAAAAACAUUAAUCAAAUUUUUGUUUAAAAAACAAAGUAUUAUCUCGUUUGCAACGAAAAUGACAAAACAAGAGGCGUGUUUACAUUACUUUUUUAAAAUAUGUAAUUUGAACAGUAUUGUUGUAUCGGCCAGUAAAAUAUUGCCGAUAUGGAUAAAUCGGAAACCCUGCUGUAUUGUCGAUAUAUCGGUAUCGGAUGCAUCCCUAUUAAUAACCAUUCACUGUUAGGAUAUAUUUUUAUUAUUUGACCAAAAAUAACUGUAUUCAAUUUUAUAUGUUAUGUUUAAGUGUCUGUCACCGUGAAAAGUCUAUGUUGUGAAUUAAACAUUUUACAAAAUAAAAAUAACAACAACAAUUUUAAUGAUAAUCUUGGCUGUAGUACUAUGUCUUGUUCAGUGUGGGAUCUAGUUUCAUCAUUACUCUAAAGAUUACUCAUUACUUACUGUUUUACAAAUUGCUUGCUUUUAUGUAUCUUUGUUAAUGAUGGUUUAAGAGUGUGCCUAUUGCUACUAAAAUUUCAUAUUUAACCUCCUCUGUUCUUACUUUCUCCAAUCAUAGAUUACCUUAUUUCCAUGUUGAGUCUAUAUCUACAAUAUCUAAAAGUAUUAUUUCAAUAUAUUUUCUUGUUGCUUUAAUUUUACAAAUUAUUUCAAGGAUGUUUCUAUUACUUAGAUUAAGUACAAUGAUUAUUACUACAAAACGCACUUACACAUAACAAAAAACAAACAUUUGUUUGAAGUGCCUGUGACAUGUGACAGGAGAUGGAUUGGUUUGUCAAAACCUAUUUUAUGGAAUAAAUACUGUUUUAUAAUUUUUUAAUACUAUUAUGUAAUUGAUCAAAGUCCAUCCUUGAAAUUAUAUUUAAGUUAUGCUGCAUUACUUUGAACUGGAUUUACCCGUAAAAAAUUAGCUAUUCGAUUUAUUCCCUCUCUUGAGUCAUCAUGCAAAUGAUGUUUAAAGCAUUGUGUUUGCAAGAUCAAAAAGAUUAACAAUUAAAUAUUUCUCUUUUAAAAUAAUUAUUCAUGUAUAGUCUAAGAGUCUAGCCCUGUUAUCAUGUUUAAUACAUGUUUAUACAAAUUAGGUACUAAUUUUAAAUGAUAUUUAUACAACAAGUAUAAAAUUAUUAUUGUGAACAUAAACUGCCCAACUAUGCCAUGCAAUUCAUUCUCAAAUAUUACAAUUUUGACUAAAAGAAAACAAAUC
Vanessa atalanta (red admiral) is the source of this 2324-nucleotide messenger RNA. RefSeq lists its product as uncharacterized. Lineage: Eukaryota; Metazoa; Arthropoda; Insecta; Lepidoptera; Nymphalidae. The record is from RefSeq and is a predicted model, not a curated record. The coding region runs from base 164 to 799 and encodes 211 amino acids. The transcript is spliced from 2 exons. Gene Ontology annotation, biological process: cellular response to hydrogen peroxide.